Saccostrea cuccullata (small rock oyster) is the source of this 1802-nucleotide messenger RNA. RefSeq lists its product as uncharacterized. Lineage: Eukaryota; Metazoa; Mollusca; Bivalvia; Ostreida; Ostreidae. Bases 146 to 652 code for a protein of 168 amino acids. The record is from RefSeq and is a predicted model, not a curated record. The transcript has 3 exons.
CUUUUCAUUUUCUAGUAUUGAUGUAAUAAUUUAAGUGUCUUAUCGUCCACACUGACCACAGUAUAAAAUUGUGCUCAUUUUACUAGACCUACACGGGUGCUAAAUACCUGUAUGACAAACUCAAUGAGAGAGGGGGAAAUAAAGUAUGAACUUUGCUGCUGAUGUCUUCAACGCUGUAACUCGACCUUUCCAGAGUCAGCAGUCUCGGUCUGGAUCGACCAAUCAACAGUCAGAGGAAGUGGAGAGAGAAGAAGACGGAUUUCUGUUGGUUGCUGAAACAGAGAGUGAGAGAACUACAGUAUACGCCAGCAAUUUUACAGGGGAUUCCCCUCCAGAUUAUAAUCAGACACAGAUAAAAGACACACAGUCUCAGUUGCCUACAUAUAUGGAUUAUAUGCAGUGGAAUGGACAACAAAACCCCCAGAAUAACUCUGCAAUGGAUUAUAAUACUAUACCGUUGACCAGUCACAGUGAAAUCACAGGGGUCACUUUUAAGAUUUCACCCCAACUGCAGGUUAUUUUUGACCUGCAUGAAGCUGCUUCACAUGGUAAUCCUGUCCACCGAAGAGACCUGGACAUCUCUAGAGCUAGUUACGACUUUUCAUUGGAAGAGAAAGUGCUACGUGAUGCUCAGACUAUGGCACUUCGAUGAAGUUGGCCUUUGGACAAAGUUCACUGAUGAUUGUUGCCUGAAAGUUGAGAAAACUUAUUAUUUUCUCAGUGAUUUGAAGAAUACAUAUCUGAUUAUGUUUUGUUGAAUUUCCAUGAAUGCUCAACUUGUUUUGGCCAGUAAAUAGCAAAAUCACAUUUUCCCCCCAAAAAAUGCAGCAAUGCAACACUUGCAGUAGACAUUUUUUUCCUUGUAAUGUUUUUGCGAUUAUGAUUAGAAAUAUUCUUAUUUAUCUUUAAUAUUUCUGUGUGAUUUAAGAUAGAACUGUUCUUUAAAACUUUUGUGCCAACUUAAUUUUUUUCAACCUAGUGAACUUGAGAGAAAGCAAUUUUUUAAACUGCAAGUUUAUGUGCACUUUCCAAGUGUAUGCAAAUACAAUGCUAUGUGUUAUUUUGAAAGCCCAUUUUUUAAAUUAAAAUUCUCUUCUUUUUUCCUUUGGAAUACUCUUGACAAUACCGUGAAGCUCAUGCAGUUCCAAAGAAGGAAUAUAGAAACAUCCCCUCCAGUUCUUCCUGUAUUUAUUACUCAUCACACACCGUUAAUGUGAAGUUACGCAAAAGGAGAUAACUUUGGGUGGUGAAAGGAAUGUUCUGCAUAAAUAAGCCUUGAUUUUUGCACUUGAUACCAUUAUAUCUCAGAGAUUCCAAUUAUUGAUGAUUGCAGGAAUUUCAGAUUUUGUGUUUAGGGCUGUCAUGAUUUUUGAAUUGUUUGCUAAAUUCAGAUUUCUCAGUGGGCUUACUAUGUACUUUUUUGAUUUGUACACUUGUUUGACUUCAGUGUAAAUAUUAGGUAAACCAGAAAAAUGCCUAAUUUACAUUUCCAAGGGGUUUUUUUUGAGUCAUUGUUUUGUUAAGUAUUUGUGUAUGGUUAUUUGGUGCUUGGGAACAUAAACAAAAUUUAUAUUUGCAUAUAUGUAUCUGUUUCUCUAAUUUGUUCAAUUAUUUACUCGUAUAUAUGGACUGAUUUAGUAAAUUGGAGUAGAAUAGCUUUAAGCACAUUUCCCUAUCUAGUCUUUUUGAAAUGUAUGGCAUUUUAUAACUAACUUUUCUUUGCUUCCAAACCUGAAUGAUAUUGAACAUUUUGUCUUUAAUAUCUGUGAUAUACCGGUAUAAUAAUAAAUUACCAUGGAUAA